AUUCCUAUAAUUAUGGGAAACAUUCCUAUAAUUAUAGGAACCGCUCCCAUAAUUUAUGGUCGUAAUUCCUAUGAUGGUAUAGGAAAAAAUUUCACAAAAUUAUAGGAACCGAUGCUAUAAUUUUCUUUCCGUGUAGAGGUUGGAAACUUUUAUGAUUAAAUUGGUGCUUGAAUUUCCACUUAGGGUCAGUACAUAAAUAUGACCAUAAAAAAUAAAUUGAACCAAUUAGUAUCCAAUAACUUUUUCAACCUAUAAAUUAUUACUACGCAGUGCAUGACUUAUAUUGAAUCUCAUUAUAUUAAAUGCAUCAACAAAUAAAAUUAUUUUCCACCCUAUUCGAUGUCCAUCAAAGACCACUUGGAAAAGUAGUCUGCCAUGUCAUAUCGUAACAAGAUUUCGAAGUGAAAAUUUAUUUCAUCACAAUAAAAAUGAAAAUGAAUAAUCUGAGUAAAUUUUUCUUGUCAAGAAUAAAUGUACUAGAAUGUAUAAUUAUAUUUUUUAAAAUAUUUGGACUUGCGCCAUUCAAUGUGACUAUUUCGCCUAAAUCAGACGGUGGAAAACAGCCGUCAGUUUUCUUGGUGUAUUCAUUGAAAGGAAACAUUUACAAUAUUAUUCUAUCUCUUGUCAGUAGUUACUUAUUAAUUCAUUAUAUAAGAAAUUUCCAGAAAUUGGAACAUUAUAUUUUAGACAAAUGGGUUAUAAUGGGUGUUUUAUUUGUUGCACCAGUUAUAAUAUUAUAUUACUGUCUCAAACAGCAAGAACUGAUAAAAAUAAUAAAUCAACUUUCAAAACUAGAGUCGAAACUAGUCGAACAAUUCAACCAAUCGGUUCCUCGCAAUCGAAAGAAUAUGAAAUAUGAAAUAAAAUUAUUUACCGCGCAAAUAUUGUUUAUGAUAAUUUAUGGUGUAACUGUCUAUAUGAAAUUUAAAAAGAUGAGUACAUUGAUAAUUAUUUUUUCGGGUUCUAUUAUCAAUAUACUGUUGUUCCAGUAUGCACUUCUAAUUAAUUAUAUAAACAAACGACUAACUUAUAUGAAUGAGCUACUUUCAUCAUUAAUCAUGUUAUACGAUGUUGAUAAUAACUAUCGUGACAUAAUAUUUAUCACAAGCACGACUCAAGAUGACAUGAUUUUUAGAACCAUAAUUUUAGUACGAGAAUUGCAACGAAAGCUGUGUGAAAUAUUUAAAAGUUUGUCGAAAUUUUACUCAUGGCCUAUUUUAAUUGGAGUUUUAUUAUUUUGCGGUAGACUAAUAUAUUUUUCGUUUAAGUUUAUGGAAAGCUUAUUUGGUACUAGAAUCAGAUUUGAUAUUAUCUCAUUGAUAAAGGAGCCGGCUAAUGUGCUAAAGGAAAUAUUUAUCAUUGUGAUUUUGACACAUCAUAUGAACCAAGUAACAUUAGAGAUGCGGAGAACUGGGGAAAUCAUCUACAAAAUAAUGGAUAGAUUUUCAAGACAUGGUGGAAUACAAUCCGAGCUGGAGCAAUUUUCAAUCGAAGUUCUGCAUCGAAAGAUACCGAAUUCUGUUUAUGGAUUAUUUACAAUCGAUGGCUCUCUUGUAACAUCGAUUGUCCGGUCGACUAUUACGUAUAUGGUCAUCCUUGUUCAGUGUUUUGAUGUUUUCGACCCAGCAAUCCGGACAGAAAAUUUUUCGUCGAUUAAAAUCGACAAAAUAUCGUCAAUUCAAAAUCGGACCAUUUCUGAAUAUAAUAUGGAAAAUUCGUAGGUAAAAAAAAAAAGAUAGUGUCCAGCAUGGAAAUAUGAAUACGAUAAAUCUACACGGGGAGAAAUGUAUCGUAAAUAUUGACGAUGAAAACAGUAUCGGUGAUGUACCUUAAACAGCCUAGUUAUAAUUCCUAUGCGGUAUAGUAAUGAAAAUUUGUGUUUGAUGGCGCUUCGAAUGUACUGUGAAAAUAUCUGUACGAGCACAGUAAAUAUUACUGCACUGAUAGAAAAUUUAUAUUGACUCAAGAAAUAUUUUCUUGAGCCAAGAAUUUAUUUCUGAAGAAAACCAAUUGUCUUGCUUCAAGAAAUUCUUGUUUUGAUUUAGAUUUUCUUGGCUCUAUAGAUUUUGUAUCUUCGAUGGAUAACUCUCGUGUCUUGACCCGAAACUAUAUUAUCUUCAAUCGAUACUAUCGAAUUCUUCAAGCA
Messenger RNA from Microplitis mediator, 2146 nucleotides. Its product is annotated as putative gustatory receptor 28b. The record is from RefSeq and is a predicted model, not a curated record. Bases 429 to 1721 code for a protein of 430 amino acids. Lineage: Eukaryota; Metazoa; Arthropoda; Insecta; Hymenoptera; Braconidae. Gene Ontology annotation, cellular component: dendrite; neuronal cell body; axon. Gene Ontology annotation, biological process: sensory perception of taste. The transcript is spliced from 4 exons.